AUGACUCAAGCAAGCGCAGCCUGGCCCAACGGAAUCUCCGUCCCCCUCACCACCCCCUUCAAGGCGGACGAGACCGUCGACACCGAGGCGCUCGCUGCCCAGGUCGUCCGUCUCGCCAAGGCCGGCGUCGGAAUCGUCCUCCUCGGCACCAACGGCGAGGCCUCGCACCUCUCGCCUGCUGAGCGCUUCCUCGUCAUCCAGACCGGUCGCAAGGCCCUCGACGACAAUGGUUUCGCCGACCGUCCCCUCCUGGCGGGCACUGGUGGUGGCUCGGCGGCUACCACCAUCGGCAUCACCAUUGAGGCCAAGAAGGCCGGUGCCACCCACGCCAUCGUCAUCAUCCCAGGCUACUUCUCGUUUGCUAUGGGCCGUGACCGCGCCGCGGUGGUUGCAUUCUUCAAGAAGGUCAUGGACGAGUCGCCCCUCCCUGUCAUGAUCUACAACUUCCCUGGCGCUGCUGCGGGCAUCGACCUCAACUCUGACGAGCUGAUCGAGCUGUCCAACCACCCCAACUGCUUUGGCGCCAAGCUCACCUGCGCGAUGAUCGGCAAGGGCCAGCGCCUGGCCGCCCACACCCAGUCCAAGGAUUACCUGGCCAAGCACGGCCAGUACCUGCAGUCGGUCUCUGCGUCGGGAGCCUUCCAGGUGCUCCCCGGCUUCUCCGAGUCGCUCGUCCCGGCCCUGCUCGCCCGCCACACCGGCUGCAUCACCGGUACCGGCAACGUGUUCCCCAAGACCAUGCAGAAGCUGUAUACCACCGCCCUCAAGGGUCUUGCGGGCGACCAGACGGCACUCGCAGAGGCCAUGAUCCUCCAGGACCGUGUGGCUCGCAGCGACUACAUUAUUGUCAAGGCCGGCAUCCAGGGCACCAAGCACGCCCUCGACCACUUUGUCCAGAAGGGUCUCGGCGGCUAUGCCCGUCUCCCCCUUGGCCCCGUCUCGCCCGACGUCGUCAAGAUGGUCGAGGAGGACCUCAAGGAGGACUGGGAGUACGAGUGCAGCCUUUAA
Molecule: messenger RNA, 1008 nt
Organism: Apiotrichum porosum
Lineage: Eukaryota; Fungi; Basidiomycota; Tremellomycetes; Trichosporonales; Trichosporonaceae
Exons: 4
Coding region: 1-1008 (335 amino acids)
Molecular function (GO): 4-hydroxy-tetrahydrodipicolinate synthase activity
Source: RefSeq, a predicted model, not a curated record